AGUACGCUGUGCCGUUCUCUAGCAAGGGAGCCAUUCUGGCUAGCUACAGGUAGACACGUUUCGAUUAUUGGCUCCGUACGCUAUCACUGACCCUCCCUCCCCGUCCUCUCCGUCUUCCAGAAUGGCGUCCCAGUUACCCAGUGGCCCAGUACAGACCUCGGCUCCUCCAACCAACCCAGCCACCUCUGCAGACAGCUCAUCUUCUCCUUCCUCCACACACCUCUCCUCUCCUCCGUCCAGAAUGAAUGAAAGGCCGACACUUCCAGAGCUCCUCAGUUUCCCCACACACUCGGGAGAACCCAUCAACAUCAUCACAAAAGUUGGAGUGAACUAUGAGAUGUUGGGGAUUCUGUUACUGCAAGACAAGGAUGGGUCCAUCAUGCCAACCAUCACAUUCGAAUGCAAUAGGAACACUACACUGAUCACCACUGAGCUCUUGAGGCGUUGGUUGAGGGGGGAAGGGAAGAAGCCGGUGACCUGGAGAACUCUGACGGACUCUCUCAAGUCCAUUGGUCUCUCUUCCCUGGCCUCCUGCAUUGAACACUCUCUCAAGUAA
Messenger RNA from Geodia barretti, 556 nucleotides. Lineage: Eukaryota; Metazoa; Porifera; Demospongiae; Tetractinellida; Geodiidae. The record is from the annotation of a GenBank genome assembly.